UUGGUGCAUUGAGCAGAGUGGCUGUGCUGAAAGGAGCCUGUUGUGUGUGUAAUGUGUGUGUGUGAGCCAAAGGGCCCCUGGGCAGGAGCAAUGAGGGGCUGAGAGAGAGAAGCAGCAUUCAGACAGCUGGCUUCCUGUCAGCCAGGAAUGUGGAGCUGGCAAGCAAUGAAUGACAGUGAUUUCCAAAAGAAGAUUGAUUAUGAAAUCCGAAUGCGAGAUGGGACGUGUAAACUGUUGGCAGCCUGUACACAGAGAGAGCAAGCACUGGAGGCAGCUAAGGGUCUCGUGACCUGCAACACUCGCAUAAUGGCCUACAUGUCAGAAUUGCAAAGAAUGAAGGAAGCUCAGGUCAGGCAGCGGAGGGUCAGACGAUCAUCAGAUGCAGGUUUGCUUAAAGAUCGAUUACCAUGCAAGGGGAAAGUCGCCAUAUCUGAUCUUCGUAUACCCCUGAUGUGGAAAGACACUGACUAUUUCAAAAACAAAGGAGAUUUCCAUCGAUAUGCUGUAUUUGCAUUAAUAAAGAUAGGCUGUGAAAUCUAUGACACGGAGAUGGUGAUGGUCAACCGCACCAUGACAGAUAUUUCUUUUGAAAGUUCCUUUGUGUUCUCCAAUGUUGGGCCUGAUUUUGAAAUGAAGUUGGAGAUUUACAGUUGUUGUGUAGAAGAGGAUUUCUCGAUGGCCAGUGCGCCAAAAAAACUUGCCAACAAACUCAGCACUUCCCUUGGACGCUCAACGGGGAAGAAGAUUCGAACCAGCCUUGAUAGCACUGGAGAGAGUGUCAUGGUGGAUGGUGGGAGCGGUCCUGUCGUAUUACCAGCUGUAGCUGUGGAGGGUCCUAAAUAUCAUCUAUUGGCUCAAACCAGCCUCUCUCUUGCAGCAAUCCACAAUAAUGUCUGCACACAGAGCCUCAAUAGGCUAGGAACUGAGCACUGCUCCUUUUGGUUACCUCUGUAUGGCAGUUUAUGUUGUCAGCUUGCUGCCCAGCCUCUCUGUAUGACCCAGCAAAUGAUGUCAAGCUUUUUAAACCUGCAGCAGAUGGUGGGAGAACACUACAAUUGGACGAGAAUGUACUGUGUGUUACAGGGAACAAACCUCCUAUGUUACUACUCUCCUGAGGAAGUGGAGGCCAAAAUGGAUGCUGCAUUUACCAUUGCCAUAAACAAGGAGACCCGAAUCCGAGCAACAGACAAAGACCCAAAGAGGAAAACUAAUAGCAUCUCAAUCACCAACUGUUAUGGAGCUGAGGAGGUGACACAUACCUUGGUCUCAGAGUCUCAGGAGGAGAUGUGCAGGUGGAUGCAAGCUUUCUGGCAACACUUCUGUAACUUGAGUGCAUGGAAACAAUGCUGCGAUCAAUUAAUGAAAAUUGAUAUUGUAUCUCCACGGAAACCAGCAGGAACGAUGGCGAGGCAAGGCGUCUCACUUUACCACCAGAUGGCUAUUGACUCUGCAGAUGACCCUGACUCGGUCAGAGAUGGAGGACGUGGUGAUACUGGCCUCCCUCCCUGGUCUGUGCUUUUUGAAAACACUGAGAAAACAGUUUGGAGAAGUUUUAUCCCCUUGUCGAAUGACAGUGUUAUUCCAGCGGGUGAAGCAUCUUUCACACCUCAAUUCCAACACUGUCCCCCGAGAGAAAGUGGCAUUGCUAAGGCCAGGAAUCAUCAGGAUUUCUCUCCCUGCUCACAAGUGUUGUCUUUGGAUUCUAAACUAACCAGUUUGCAGCAGAAUCUAAACAAUAUGGAAUGGAACUCAUGAGGACAGUGUAUCCAAGACCCCCCCCCCGAAAACCUGUUACUGACUGACUGACCAAAUUGGAGUAAUAUUCACAUUAACCUGGAGCCAGGGGGGGUGGCCUCAGACACAAGGUGGACCUGGAAUGAUGGAGUCAAACCAGGAACCUGCAGCUUGGAAACCAACUCCAGUGAGCUCCUGGCUUCGUGGAGUGAUUAUGUGUUGAGUGAGGAAUGUGGGGAGUUAGCACUGUGUGUGAAAGGUGUGUGUGUGUGUGUGUGUGUGUGUGUGUGUGUGUGUGUGUGUGUGUGUGUGAGAGUUGGGUGUGGUGCUAUGUGUCUGUGUGUGUGUGUGUGUGUGAGAGUUGGGUGUGGUGCUAUGUGUCUGUGUCUGUGUGUGUGUGUGUGUGUUGGGGUGGUGCUGUGUGUGUGUGUGUGUGUUGGGGGUGGUGCUGUGUGUCUGUGUGUGUGUGUGUGUUGGGGGUGGU
Molecule: messenger RNA, 2218 nt
Organism: Hemiscyllium ocellatum (epaulette shark)
Lineage: Eukaryota; Metazoa; Chordata; Chondrichthyes; Orectolobiformes; Hemiscylliidae
Product: rhotekin-like
Exons: 12
Coding region: 148-1755 (535 amino acids)
Biological process (GO): mitotic cytokinesis; actomyosin contractile ring assembly; septin ring organization
Cellular component (GO): actomyosin contractile ring
Source: RefSeq, a predicted model, not a curated record